UCCUUCGGCCGAGGUAGCCCGUCUAAAGAGAAGGCCUUAAAUCUGAGGGCAAAUUCUUUGCAGCUAACGCCCAAUACUCACCCAACAAAAGCCCAAAAAACAGAAGAAACACCAACGUUCUUCUAGGGUUUGAAUCCCUUCUCUCUUCUAACCCUUAAUCGCCGCCUAGAUUGGUGACAAAUCUGCAGCCAUGUACGGAGGCGAUGAGGUAUCAGCUAUAGUAAUCGACCUGGGGUCGCACACCUGCAAAGCUGGUUACGCCGGCGAAGAUGCGCCCAAAGCUGUGUUUCCUUCUGUUGUCGGAGCAAUUGAUCAAAUGGAAGUGGAUGACCCUGAAAAAACUGAAAAUAAUUCUGGAUCUGCUGUAGAUUCUAAAAACACUGUCAGAACCCUUGAUUCUGAAAAAGUCAAGGGAAAACGCAAAUUGUUUGUUGGAUCUCAAGCCUUAGGUUUUCGCCGGGAUCAUAUGGAGGUGCUGUCACCCAUAAAGGAUGGAGUUGUUCUUGACUGGGAUAUGGUUGACAGCAUAUGGGACCAUGCUUUUAGGGAAUGCCUAUUGAUUGAUCCUAAAGAGCAUCCAAUGCUACUCGCAGAACCAUCUUCCAAUACUCAACAACAAAGAGAAAGGACGGCAGAGCUUAUGUUUGAAAAGUACAAAGUUCCCGCACUAUUUUUGGCCAAGAAUGCUGUUCUCACAUCUUUUGCAUCAGGACGUGCUACCUCAUUAGUUGUUGACUGUGGUGGAGGAUCAACUACAGUUGCACCAGUGCAUGAUGGUUAUGUUCUUCAGAAGGCUGUGGCAUCCUCUGCAAUUGGAGGAGACUAUCUGAGUGAUUGCUUAAUGAAAAGUUUGGAAAGCAAAGGUAUCACGAUAAAACCCAGAUAUUCAUUCAAGAGAAAGGAAACUCGGCCAGGAGAGUUUCAGACAGUAGACAUUGAUUUUCCAAAUACAACAGAAAGCUACAGGCUUUACUCCCAGAGGGUAAUCGCUAGUGAUAUUAAGGAAUGUGUAUGUCGAGCCCCAGAUACUCCAUAUGAUGAAAGUGCUUAUUCAAACAUUCCAAUGACACCAUAUGAGCUACCUGAUGGCCAGACAAUUGAAAUUGGAGCUGACAGAUUCAAGAUUCCUGAUAUUUUAUUUAAUCCAUCCUUGGUUCAGGCAAUUCCUGGUAUGGAUAAUUUUGCGGAGAUUGCUCCUUCAGUUCGUGGUUUGCCACAGAUGGUAAUAGAGAGCAUUAAUAAGUGUGACGUGGAUAUUCGGAGAGAGCUAUUCAGUAGCAUACUGCUUGCUGGUGGCACAGCAUCAAUGCAACAGUUGAAGGAACGCCUUGAGAAAGACUUGCUAGAAGAGUCUCCUCAAGCCGCUAGAGUUAAAGUAUUGGCGAGUGGAAAUGCAACAGAAAGGAGAUUCAGUGUCUGGAUAGGAGGGAGCAUUUUGGCUUCUCUUGGUUCAUUCCAGCAGAUGUGGUUCUCCAGGGCUGAGUAUGAAGAACAUGGGGCUUCUUAUAUUCAAAGAAAAUGCCCUUAAACAUGCCAGAGGCUUUGUACCCUUUGCUUAGGCAUUAACUUCCGGAUCCUUACGUGCUUCAUCACACUUUUAACUUUUUCAGGCCUGUAAAAGCUCAGAAGCCUGUGUCUGAUAUGUAAACUACUCAAAACUGUAGCAUUAGCUUAAUUUGUAGCUCCAUUGCCUUAUUCCCGUAGAUAGAUUAAUGCCCCCCCAUUGGUUCUGAUUUCACAUUGAACAUUGUUUAAAUUAUUGGAAGUUUGCACCAAAGUUGCUACUUCAUCUAGCUAUUAUGCUGUAGUUGUGGACACUAAGAAGACAGUUUAAGAUUAGAAUAAUGCUAUUUAGUAAACUGCUAUACAACCA
This is a messenger RNA of Alnus glutinosa, 1873 nucleotides long. Its product is annotated as actin-related protein 4. NCBI's taxonomy places the organism in Eukaryota, Viridiplantae, Streptophyta, Magnoliopsida, Fagales, Betulaceae. The transcript has 20 exons. Gene Ontology annotation, biological process: regulation of transcription by RNA polymerase II. Gene Ontology annotation, molecular function: chromatin binding. Gene Ontology annotation, cellular component: NuA4 histone acetyltransferase complex; SWI/SNF complex. The record is from RefSeq and is a predicted model, not a curated record. The coding region runs from base 191 to 1528 and encodes 445 amino acids.